AAUUGAACAAAAAAAAAUCAUCGGACGAUUCAGUUUUGGUCAUCAAUCGCAGUGAAGAAGGAAGGAAGGGAGGACCCUAAAUCAAAUCAAUGGCAUCGAUUUUGGCUCGCAGGUCACUGAAUACUCUCCGUGCUCGACAUCUCGUUUUGUCAGGGCAAGCUUUGCAGGGUUCUCAUCUUUCUAGACUGCAGUCCCGUGGUAUAUCUUAUGGCAGCAACAAAGAUGAUGAAGAAGCAGAGCAACUUUCUAAGGAAAUCUCCAAGGACUGGAAUACUGUCUUUGAACGGAGCAUAAACACCCUCUUUCUCACUGAAAUGGUCCGCGGUUUGUCGCUGACCCUCAAGUACUUCUUUGAUCCCAAAGUUACUAUCAAUUAUCCAUUUGAGAAGGGUCCACUGAGCCCUCGCUUCCGUGGUGAACAUGCUCUUCGCAGAUAUCCUACCGGGGAAGAACGCUGCAUUGCCUGCAAACUCUGUGAAGCUGUAUGUCCAGCUCAAGCAAUCACAAUAGAGGCAGAGGAGAGGGAAGAUGGAAGCCGCAGAACCACUAGGUAUGAUAUCGACAUGACAAAAUGCAUCUACUGUGGUUUCUGCCAAGAAGCUUGCCCCGUUGAUGCAAUCGUCGAAGGACCUAACUUUGAAUUCGCAACUGAGACACACGAGGAACUUCUCUAUGACAAAGAAAAGCUUCUUGAGAAUGGAGAUCGAUGGGAGACUGAGAUCGCUGAGAAUCUGAGGUCGGAGAGUCUCUACCGCUGAACCAUUAUACAACACAGUCUUUGCUUCAAGUUUUUUUUCCCGGGAAAACAUUGUCGUUGCUUCUGUUAGAAAUAAAGAUGAGAUCAUAUGCGUGUGAAAAACUCUUUUGUGCUGUGUAAUUGAAUUGUUUGUAACCGAGCUGAGUUUGAUUUUCGGUUCAAUGAGUUCCGGUUUAAGUGUUUUCGGUUUGGAGAAA
Arabidopsis lyrata subsp. lyrata is the source of this 954-nucleotide messenger RNA. Its product is annotated as NADH dehydrogenase [ubiquinone] iron-sulfur protein 8-A, mitochondrial. The transcript is spliced from 8 exons. Lineage: Eukaryota; Viridiplantae; Streptophyta; Magnoliopsida; Brassicales; Brassicaceae. Gene Ontology annotation, biological process: mitochondrial electron transport, NADH to ubiquinone; mitochondrial respiratory chain complex I assembly. The coding region runs from base 90 to 758 and encodes 222 amino acids. The record is from RefSeq and is a predicted model, not a curated record. Gene Ontology annotation, molecular function: NADH dehydrogenase activity; 4 iron, 4 sulfur cluster binding. Gene Ontology annotation, cellular component: membrane.